UUACGGGUAUGGGUCAAAACGCGCGCUUUGCCGGCAUUCUUACACACGAGGUCUGAUUUGUGUUGUAUGUGAAGCCGAAAAUCUGGAUGCAAAUUAUUCCGCUGUUCUCCACGGAGUCUUGAAGAUCUUUGGAAAAUUCUAGGACAACAGAAAGAAGAGAACCACAAGUACAGUGUCCUCUUCAUGCUAAUUGACAGUGUAUAUUUGAAACCACAUCCUGAUUGAAAAUGGCCAGUGAAGGUGGAGACGCUGUAAAGACAGACUUUGCCCCCUCAUCCCCGGCCCCCAAGGAUGGUACGGCCAAUGGCCAGCCAGUAGGGGACUCAAAUCUGGUCCGCCUCAAGCCCAAGAUAAGCCUGCUCAACGGCGUGACUAUCAUCGUGGGGAUCAUCAUCGGCUCGGGCAUAUUCAUCUCGCCCCAGAUCGUCCUGGGUUUCACGAAGUCGGUGGGGCUGUCGCUUAUGGUCUGGGCAGCAUGUGGUGUCUUCUCCAUGAUUGGGGCACUGUGCUAUGGCGAGCUGGGUACCAUGAUUACCAUGUCCGGCGGCGACUACGCCUACAUCUUGACGGCCUUUGGCGACCUUCCGGCCUUUCUGCUCCUGUGGGUCACCCUGGUCAUCAUCCGGCCCACUGCACAGGCGGUGGUGGCCAUGACAUUCGCCAACUACAUCUUACAGCCAUUUUUCACUGUUGAUGAUCCCAAUUGUGGCCCGCCCAGCUCUGCUGUCAAGCUGCUGGCUUGUUGCUGUGUUUUGGUCUUAACCUUUGUGAACUGCAUCAGCGUCAAGGCAGCAACAAGAGUCCAGGAUGUCUUCACUGCAGCCAAGGUUAUUGCCCUCAUCAUCAUUAUCAUCGCAGGUCUGGUCCAACUCUUCAGGGGCGAAACUGAGAACUUGGAGAACGCCUUUGAGGGGUCUUCUUCCAAUGUCUUUGACAUUGUGCUGGCUCUCUACUCUGGCCUGUUUGCCUACGGAGGAUGGAAUUAUCUGAAUUUUGUGACAGAGGAGUUGGUCAAUCCAUAUAAGAAUCUUCCGCGAGCUAUUGUCAUCUCUGUUCCCUUGGUGAUCGUUGUCUAUGUCAUGGCCAAUGUGGCUUAUUUCACAGCCAUUUCGACACCAGAGCUGGCAGCUUCCAAGGCGGUUGCUGUGACCUUUGGAUCAAAACUUUUCGGUGUCAUGGCCUGGAUCAUGCCCGUCUCUGUUGCCUUGUCUACCUUUGGUGGAGUCAAUGGACUUCUCUUGACUGGAUCCAGGAUCUAUUUUGUUGGAGCUCGUAAUGGCCAUCUACCUGAAGCUCUGGCAAUGAUCAGCGUGCGGUGGAAGACACCCAUGCCUUCCCUGAUCUUCACUUGCUGUCUGACUCUGCUCUACAUGCCUGCCAAGAACAUCAUCCAGCUGAUCAACUACUUCAGCUUUGUGACUUGGUUGGCCACCGGUACUGCCAUCGCCGGCCAGUUGUUCCUGCGCUGGACACGACCAGAAAUGGCUCGGCCCGUCAAGGUCCCCCUGGCUCUGCCCAUCAUUUUCUUCUUCAUGUGCUUGUUCCUGGUUGUGAUGGGCUUUGUCGCCGCACCGUUUGACUGCCUGAUUGGCUCGGCCAUCAUCUGCACCGGUUUUCCCAUUUAUUUCUUUGGCGUGUACUGGACCAACAAACCAGAGUGGCUGGUCAACUGCAUCCACGAUGUCACCCACCAGAUGCAGAAAAUGCUCGUCUGUGUCGCUGAGGAAAAGAAACUGGAAUAGGGCAAUCCAAGAAGGGAUGAAUUACCACGGUAAUGGGAAAGGAAUUUCAGAUUGUUGAUAUUUUUAAUGCAGGGUCUUGAAGUUCUCAGAAGACUGUGAUCCGUGAUUGCUGUUAGUUUACUAUUAAAACAGUUCCCAAGCAUCACUUUAAUGCUUCGAAGACUGAAGGCCCUUGAAAACUUCUUCCAAUGUCACCACUGUGGAAAUUUGUUUCUCCCCAGCUGAGUUUCUUACAAGUUUUAGAGUGAUGCUUUUAUUGACCUGUUGCCGUUGGUGCCGUUGCCGUGAGUUACCACACCCCUUAGACAACCCUAUAGAAUUUUGUAUGUCUCAGAUUUUGCGUGUCUUGCGUCCAUUUUGUGUCAUGUGUAAUUGGACAAUAUUCUACCAUGAUAGGUCAGAUUCACAUGAAAAAUUUAAUACAGUCGUACCUAGCUAAACUUUUUUUGCCGAAUAUUGACUUUCGAGCCCAAAUAUCCAAUGUUUAACUAGGGUUUUGGACAAAUUUGAUGUUUCUUACCCACUGGACAUAUGAAAAAGUUCUGAUAAAUGGAAAAGGAUUGAAAAUUUAAAUACCUUAAAAAAAAAAAGUUUUUUCCAGCUGAUCUAAGAAACUUAAAUCAAGCACUGACAAUGCACUUCAUCAAUUUGUUUGAAUUUAAUUAAGUAUGUGCAUGUGGUAGAAGCCCUUACAAGAUGUAAUCUUAUGCAAGUUGAGUUUCUGCUCAGUGGGCAUAGCAACCAAACAAAGGUUUGUGGUAGUACCACGUAAAGUUCUUUUUUGAGUGAGUAAGGGUUAAGAUAAAAGUGAGGGAGUCAGGGUUUUAGACAGGUGGCACUGUCCAUUGUCAGGAAAGAUAUACAGUAAUCUCACUGUAUCAUUUCUGUUGGAAAUUGAUAAAGUGGCCCAUAAAAAAACACUUUUGUUUUGUAAAAUUUCUUAAACUUUGUCUCCCCCCAAAAAAAUCCACAUACCUUAGCAGAAUUGUAUGGUUGGACAUUCUGAUAUAUAUGUGGGUUUGUUUUUUCAUGUUUAGUUUCCAUAGGUUUAAUUCAACAUUACAUAUCAGUAAACAUAAUCUGCUAUUUGACAAAUACUUGAAAUUUUCUGGCAUUGAAAUAAGGGUUGACUGCUUUUGUUUUUCACAGUAUUUAAAGGCCCGCAUGUGGACCCCUGUAUAGGCAAAAGGUCAACUCAGGAUAUGUCAUACUCGUUGAGUAAAACAGGCCAGUUAUUGCCAGAGUAUCGUUUACUCAGUUUACAUUGUUCCAUGGAAGUAAACGGUGUUGAACUUAUAUAGAUCCGUCUGGCUGUUUAUGGGUCACAUAGGAUACCCUUUUGAAUUCCUUUGAGCACUUACAAUUUCUGGCAAUCUUUUUUCAAGUUAAGUUACCACUUACAGUGUCAUGUCUGAAGCACCACUACAAAUUCUAUUAUUUAAGUGAGAAUGGAAAGUGUGAUGGAUGUCACAGGGAGAACUGUGGAAAUACUGUAGACUCGUUUCAUGGGACAUCAGCUGAAGUUUUCAUGUUGCCAACUUAUGUCUGUCAACACCGAGUGUUAACGUGCAAACAUCAAAUGUCAUCAGUCGUAGUGCCCUGCUUGCGGUGUUGUAGUCAAGACCAACACAAGACCAGACACAAGUAGCAGGGUGAACAAUGAGAAUGGAGCGCUUUUGUUGC
Acanthaster planci (crown-of-thorns starfish) is the source of this 3425-nucleotide messenger RNA. RefSeq names its product large neutral amino acids transporter small subunit 1-like. Gene Ontology annotation, cellular component: membrane. Gene Ontology annotation, molecular function: L-amino acid transmembrane transporter activity. The record is from RefSeq and is a predicted model, not a curated record. Lineage: Eukaryota; Metazoa; Echinodermata; Asteroidea; Valvatida; Acanthasteridae. Gene Ontology annotation, biological process: amino acid transmembrane transport.